AUGUAUAUACUUAAAACAUUAUUAAUAUUAGUUAGCGUUGCACAAGUAUAUUGCAAAAGCCAAAGCUUGGAUGCCAUAGGUAAUUUUGUUAGAAAAUACAGGGAAUCCUUUAAUGUCAGCGAUUCCAAAUUUGACCAAAAUUCUGAUGUAGGACUUGAUAUUUAUCACUUUCUGCGAAAAUAUAAAUAUCCAGUGGAAACCCACUGGGUAGAAACUGAAGACGGUUAUGUUCUUCGAAUGCAACGAUUAGUAGGCGGUAAAAAUGGGGUUUACUCUGACAAAAGUAAUAAACCAGCUGUUCUUCUCAUGCAUGGUCUAUUAAGUAGUGCUAUGGAUUUCGUUAAUUGUGGACCAAAUAGAUCAAUCGCGUUGAUGUUGGCAGAUGCUGGAUAUGAUGUUUGGUUGGGGAAUAAUAGAGGAACUACUUGGUCUAGGAUGCAUAAAACAUUAGAUCCUGAUAAUGAUCCAGAAUAUUACGAUUACAGUUUUGAAACGUGCGGAUACUACGAUCUACCAGCAAAAAUUGACUACAUAAUUGAACAUACAGACCAGAAAAAAAUAUUCUACAUAGGCCACUCUCAAGGAACAUCACAAUUUUUUGCUAUGGCAGCUUUAAGGCCAGAAUAUAACAAAAAGAUCGCCCUAAUGUCAGCCUUAGCACCAGUUGCAUAUAUGACGCAUAUGGCUUCCCCAUUCCCGAGGUUUUUAGCUCAAUACCUAGAACUUUUUGAGUUUUUAUUGGUGGAUGUUUUACAAUUUCACAAUUUAUUGCCUUAUUCAUGGAUCUACACAGAAUUUGCUAAACUCCUUGUAGUUAUAGAACGAACGUUUCCACAAGUCAAAGAACUAUCUGCUAUCACGAUGUUUCUUUUAUGCGGAUUUAACAACAAACAAUUUGAUAGGGAUCUUAUUCCAAUAAUAUUGUCGAAUUCACCUGCCGGUAUAUCUACAAAAAUGCUGCUACAUUAUGGACAAGUAAUUCGAUCAGGAAAAUUUAGAAGAUAUGAUUAUGGAGUCGUAAACAUUAAAAAGUAUAAAUCCAUAUCACCACCAGAAUACAAUGUUUCAGCAAUUACAGCACCAAUUGCUAUCUACUAUUCCCAAAAUGACUUUUUUGCAGCAGUAAAGGACGUUGAACUCUUGGUCAAUCAGUUACCCAACGUGGCAAAGCUAAGGAUGAUUGAGGAUAGACGAUUUAAUCAUGUUGAUUACAUUUGGGCCAAAGAUGUUGCUACAAUUAUUAAUGAGGAUGUGAUCGCCACCCAGAAUAAGUACAUACCAGCUGAGCCGCCACAGGAUAACUCGGCCAAUACCAUUUUUGGAAAAUCUGUUUUGUAUCCGAUCAUAACAAUGUUUCUCACUGUAUUGUUGUAUCAAUAA
Molecule: messenger RNA, 1380 nt
Organism: Diabrotica balteata
Lineage: Eukaryota; Metazoa; Arthropoda; Insecta; Coleoptera; Chrysomelidae
Source: the annotation of a GenBank genome assembly